UAAAUGCAUGGAAAGAGCCGAGGAAAGCACAUCUGGUUUCAAUCAGCAGCCCUUUGAUGGCAUCAAAUGUUCUUUUCUCAGAUCAGGGGGCUGGAAAUUCUGGGCUGGUUAUGGCAGCUUGGAGCCCAGGCUCCGGCCAUUUAAACACAUGGGUCUUUCUCUCUCCUGGGGAGUUCGCUCACUCAAAACUCAUGCAACCCUCUUAGUUCUCCUCCCUGACCCCUCUUCAAUCGAACAGAUUUUUUUUUGAGAGCGAGUGAGCUGCAAUCUCUACAAAUAACCUGAAGCCAAACGGUUGGAACAGCAGGAAACGUUAAAAAAAAUAGGAGAAAACUUGAUUGGAAUGGACAUGGACUGUUUCCAAAAGUUUCCCCUGCAGCUGUUAUCAAAACAUGCAAAUGAGAGUCUCCAACAAGAUCUAAAACAAAUCAGGAGGAGUUAAUGCUGAAGCAAAAUAAUCAGCCUGUUUGAAGUGAUUGUGGCUUUCAGUUUGACUUUUCUGCCAGAGAUCCUAUUGCAAGGAGGGAGAGAGAGAAUUCGAUCUUUAUUUAAGACAAGCAAAGGGUCUUCCCCGCGCUCGCUCGCUACAUCAGAUGCUGGCGAAGGGGGGGAGGGGAGUUUUUAAUCAGUGUGUUUUUGGUGGUGGGGGGAGAGUUUGCGCUGGAGAAGAGGGGUCUGUAAAACGUCAGAAACAGCACAAAGACUUUGCCACGUAAUUACAGGCCCCUAUUAAGUCUCGAGCUGCCCUCCCUUGGGUCUCCAAUUUUCAUGUAUUCCCUGCAAAGUCUCCCCUGUGUGCCAUACUGGCCCUUUUGAAGUGCCAGAGAGCGGCUUGAUCCAACUGAGAGGGGAGGGGGAGAGCAACUGAGAGCGAGACCGGGGACCGAGGAGGACGGGGGGGGGGGGGGCUCUUUCGGACUCCUGAAAACCCUCGUCUUCCCUUCGGUGAGAGUUAAUACUCGCGAGUACAUCUGCAAGACAUCAGCACCCGUGACCUGAAACCUCAGUCACUCCUGAGACUCACCAGGAGCGCAAAGGGGGCAGCGCGCUCUCUUGGAGAUGGUUUAAAGCCGGGACAAGCCUCUUGCUGCUGGUGCCUGCCUGGGAAUACGCCGCUUCUCCUGAAAGACACGUUUCGAUUCCUCUCCCCCCCUCCCCCAUCCCCUCCCUCCUUCUCUCUCUCUCGCUUUCUGUGUCACUUUCGCGUGAGAACUAGGCAGAGGGAGGCCGGAUUCGCCCCCUGGAACCUGCCGAAAGAAGCCCAGGGAGCGCCCCUGCUCCGGGGCAGCGUCUGAGAUUUUGGGGAGGGUCCCUUGUAUUCCCCCCCACCCUCUCUCCCUCCUCUUUUGCCUGCACUUUCCCUUUAAGACUUGGAGGAAACCAUGACUUCCAGCUAUGCCCACAUCAUGGAGAGACAGGCCGUCCUAGCCACCCGCUUGGAGAACCCCAGCAACCUGGACAACUUACAGGCCAAAAAGAACUUCUCCGUCAGUCACCUGUUGGAUCUGGAGGAAGCCGGAGACAUGGUGGCGGCUCAGGCGGACGAGAGCGUAGGGGAAGCCGGCAGAAGCUUGCUGGAAUCCCCGGGGCUAACCAGCGGCAGCGACACCCCGCAGCAGGACAAUGAUCAGCUGAACUCGGAAGAGAAGAAGAAAAGAAAGCAGAGAAGAAACAGGACCACCUUCAACAGCAGCCAGCUCCAGGCGCUGGAGAGAGUCUUUGAGAGGACACAUUACCCUGAUGCCUUUGUACGAGAAGACCUCGCACGCAGAGUCAACCUCACUGAAGCCAGAGUUCAGGUAUGGUUUCAGAACCGAAGAGCAAAGUUCCGUAGGAACGAGAGAGCCAUGCUGGCCAACAAGAACGCCUCCCUUCUCAAAUCCUAUUCAGGGGACGUGACUGCGGUGGAGCAGCCAAUAGUACCUCGCCCAGCUCCAAGACCCACUGACUAUCUCUCCUGGGGAACAGCCUCGCCUUACAGCGCCAUGGCUACCUAUUCUGCUACGUGUACCAAUGCUAGCCCUGCCCAGGGCAUGAACAUGGCCAACAGCAUUGCCAACCUGAGACUGAAAGCAAAGGAAUAUAGUUUACAGAGGAACCAAGUACCGACAGUCAAUUAAACACUGUCUCAAAGAAAGAGUAAAACAAAAUGACACCCGUCCUGCUUAGCAGUUUGCUCAUGCUGAAAAAUAAACCCUGAACUGACUAUUGGGACAAAAGCAGGAGAAAAAUGAACUGCAAAUUAGUUAUGGUGUUCCUCUUUCCUUGUGGGAUAAUGUCACCACUUUGUGUCAGGUUUAUCGCUUCUGCUCAGUAUACUAUGAGCUUCUUCAGUUAAGGACAAUUCCAUCCUUCUUGUUUAUUUUAUACGUGACUGCAAAAGAAACCCUAUCGAUCCAGCCUUUGAACUUCUCCCCUAGACUUUCCUGAGGUUCAGCACCAGGUCCCUCACUUCCUAUGCCCCAGCUCACUCUAGAAAAGGGAAUUCCGAAGCCAAAGCCCUCUCCGUUGUAUCCGCAUGAGAUCGAAGUAUCCUUCCAGAACUCCAGAGCAAGGCUGCAGCUGCAAAGUCGUUAUCAUUAGCCUCUGAGGAGGGUUUUUGAGCAACGCGGUGAGUUCCUCUAGUCCAGUUGCCUGGAAUGUUCAUUGUUUCAUUCACAGCCAUCUUGAGUUUAGAACUUAUUCGCCUCUUUCUGAUUAUUUCUGGCCCAGCCUCUUUGAAAAGCCAAAGAAGAGAAGAUCCUUCUCAAGCCAGAGUGCGUGUCUGCAUAGGGGAGAUUGCUCAGGAGCUCAAAGAUUAGGACUUUGCCUUAUGCUUCUUUCUAUGCCUUAUGUUUUGUGCCACAGGUAAAAGUGUUGUCCAAACGCAUUUGUUUUAUAUAUACUGUAUAUAUUUAUAUAUAUAAGAUAUACAUGCAAGCUUGGUUGGUGUUUUUUAUUAAACAAAAUAAAAAUACAUUGAAAA
This is a messenger RNA of Chelonia mydas (Green sea turtle), 2965 nucleotides long. RefSeq names its product paired related homeobox 1 (gene PRRX1). The record is from RefSeq and is a predicted model, not a curated record. The transcript has 5 exons. Bases 1383 to 2120 code for a protein of 245 amino acids. NCBI's taxonomy places the organism in Eukaryota, Metazoa, Chordata, Testudines, Cheloniidae. Gene Ontology annotation, molecular function: DNA-binding transcription factor activity, RNA polymerase II-specific; DNA binding. Gene Ontology annotation, biological process: regulation of DNA-templated transcription.